GUAUCCUCUGACGGUGUAAUAGAACGGUCUGGCCGAGGCAAAUAGAAGUGUCUAUGUCAAUUAUCGAGAUUAACAGACUCUGUAUCAUUUCGAAAUGGUGAAAAAGAAAGGGCAAAAGAGCACACAGAGUAAGAAAAAACUGGAUCUCGCAGCCGCGGUAGAGGCGGCUGAACAGGAAGAAGAGGAAACCGAUCUAUCUAAUUUGAACUUAAACGAUGAUGAUGACUCACUCGCUGCAUCAGCAGGAAAACGUAAAAAUGGAGAACCGAUUUCCACUGAAACUGGUACACGAGAUGAUGAAGAAGGAGAAUCUGUUCUCAUGAAUUAUAAUCCACCUGAAGAAGGUCCUACAUGCGCGGAUACAGGUAAACUGGUGAGCGUGCCAAGUAAUAGUGGCCACACGUGAUCAGUAGUUCUCUUAUAGUGAUCUGUUGAACCGAAAUAAGUUCUGAUUAAGAUUAAAGAACGAGGUUUAGAUAAACAAAAUGGAUUCUGACAGAUAACUUAAAAAGUUAAGUUUAUUUUUCAACUGUCAGGUCAUCUAAGGUUUUGGUCUUUUUCUUAAUCUCUUAAGCUUUGUGUAUUCAUUUAAUAUCUAAUAAUGUAUAAGUUAUGUGAUUGUACACAUAUUUUCAAUUUACAGGACCAUACCUUGUAGAAAAACUAAAUGAGAAUUUUUUUGCCUAAAGCAACUUAGACUGGGGAUGCAGGGAUAGUUUGUACCAUUUGUGUAACCCACAAUUUAUCUUGUAGAGUAUGAAUUACAUUUACUUUUUUUAACCCUUUAACCCUCAAGAGUGACCAGCAUCUAAUUUCUCCUGACAAUACCACCCCUGAAUCAUGCAGUAAGGUCAUGAGAAUAAAGAAAGUUAUCAGCCGUUAGUUGAGGAGAAAAGUAUGGAGAAUACUUUUACUGAUGUUUGGGUGUAAUGGGUUUAAGAGGUAGUUGCUUUCAUUGUUGCUUUACCAUAUUUACAGAGGAUUCAGUAGAUGUACAACAACUAAGCAAGAAGGAGAAGAGAAAGCUUAAAAAGAAGGUGCUGGUUUGUUUACAUGUAUAAGUGAUGAGUAUUUCAUUUGACCCUGAAGACUUUCAAACAGCAGUGACCCCCAAAAGAGGAAUACUCUACAACAGCAGUAACACUUCCCACUGGUUUUCAGGAAAUCCUGAAAGGAUGUAUCUGUGGAAAGCUUUGACUUUCUGAAAAUUGCCAGUAUGCAGAUUUUUUUCCCAUUUUAAUCAAGAAAUGACAAAAAAGGCAAUAUUAAUCUAAUUUUUGUCUACCCCUGAAUAUCCAGGAAUCACAUCUUGCAGGUUUAAGCAAUUAGAUUAACUAUAAACAAGCAAAUUAUAAUUAUAUUUAAUUAAGUUUACAGACAAGCAAAAAAAAGCAAACAUCUGAACUUGAAAAAACCUAAAAACAUGUUUUCCUUCCUGUAGUUUGCACAGAAAAUUCAUCUGUCAAUUUUAGUGAUAAGAAAUUGUGAACCUUUGAUAUCUUGGAAGUAUGUAUGAAUAGUUUUAUCAGUUAUGAAAAUUUCUUUGGUAUUGACACUGUAGAUCACUGUGCCUUGCAAUUUACAUCGUAGGCAAAGUUUGAGAGUGAGACACAAGAAGUGGCAGGAUCCCAAUUUUCUGUAUCACAGCAAGAGUCUUCUGCUGCUAAAACUUCUCUUCUUGAAAAUGCUCUAGACAUCAAGGUUAAUGUUCAAACUGUAUUUUGUACCAUAAUCUAAUAUUAUUGAAUUACAUCCUGUAGAGAAAAUUAGAGAUUAUUUUAUAGUAGUUUGAUUUUUAUUUUAACCCUUCAAGUCCCACCAGUGACCAAGACAGAAUUUCUCCUUACAUUAUCAGUACAACAUCAAGCAGACAAGUAAUGAGAAUAAAGAAGAAUAUCAAUUAGGAAAUUAUUGGCUGAUCGAAUUCCAAAUUCUCCAAACUAACAUCAUUUAAAUUGCAUGGCAGAUAGUAAGGAGAAUUACUCAUGAAAUAUUGGGAGUUAAAGGGUUAAAUAAUUAUGGGUUAAUGCUUUGGCCUUUACAGAGAGAUGACUGUCAGGAAGGCCUCUCUUAUUAUUCCACAUACCAGUUAAACAUUCCUCUUUGAGCUCAUCAUUCAUUAACAAAAUAGCAAUCACUUUUGCAAUUUGUUUUGUUAUAUUUUUUUCAAAAUAAUUUAGGUGGAGAAGUUCAGUAUUUCUGCCCGUGGUAAAGAUCUCUUUGUUAAUGCAAAUCUUAACAUUACUGCUAGUCGGCGUUAUGGUUUAGUUGGACCAAAUGGGUAAGAAAGAAGUUAGUUCUUGUCUUACCUAGUAUAAAAUAAGCUAAGUUCACACAAUUCAAAUUCAAGCAGCAAUUGACUGAUGUCACUCCCUUGAUCCAGCUGAUCAAAGUUCCACUCAAAUACAAUCAAUCGGUAGCAAAUGAAGUCAGGAAGACAACUUUUUAAAAGGAAAAAAUCAUCAUUAAUUGUGGUGUAGUAAUUGCCUUUUUUUAUCUUUAAUGUUCUUUUUUUGAUCAUUAUAGAUGAAUUUUAAGCUUUAGCUAGAAAUAUGGCUGUACAUGUAUAAGUUAUUGUGAGUCCAAAUUUUUAUUAUUCAACCUAGUGGUCAAGUUUUCAAUAGAAUUUUACCCCCACAUAGAAAUUUCAACAUAGAAAUUAUGGAUUUGUAUCAGUGCCCUAAGUUACUGAAUAGUUUUAAAUUCUAUGAAAAGAAUGCCAAGAGAUAAAUAUGAUAGGUAUCAAUUUACUUCCUCAGUAUGGGAAAGACAACCCUCUUAACACAUAUUGCAGCCAGAAAGCUUGCUAUCCCAUCCAAUAUUGAUGUCCUACUCUGUGAACAAGGUAAAGUAAUGAAAAAUGAUAGAUAUUUUUUUUAAUCUUUGAAAUUAAAUUAUAAAGUCUAAUUUUUCUCUAUCAACUUCAGGAGGUAAACAAACAUGUUAGUUUCUAGAAUUUACUGCAUUUGAGAUUUUUAUUAUGAACCUUUGCAAAUAUCUUUGUUAAAAGAAAUUGUUAACAUGCUAUUUUGAGAAAAUUUAUCAUUAAUUAUUUCUUUGCAGUAUAUUUAUAAAAAUUAAGUUAUGAAAACCUUUUCAAUGACUGUAGACUGACCUGCUAAACCCUGAGGAUUUUCCAUUAAUUCUCGUUAAGUGUUUGAAAUUUUUCUAAAUUAAAAAAAAAAAAAAGAAUACAACUGGAAAAAAAAUAUCAGGAGGAGUUAAUCUGAAACUUCUCUUCAUUGUAAUUAUCAGAUGUUGAAGCUAGCGAGUCGCCUGCCUUUGAUGUGGUCCUAAAGGCAGACAAGAAAAGAUUGCAGCUUCUAGAGGAGGUCAGUUUUAAUUACAAAAUAAAUACUUUUCCAUCUGGUUCUGUUUAAGUGAGUGAAUUUUGAUGAAUAACAUUAAAUGAGCCUACUGUUGCAGGAGGCUCACCUUGUUGCUUUAAGUGAAAAUGGAGACGAAGCUGCUACAGAGAAACUAAAGGAGGUACUUGAACACUGUUGUAUCCUUGUCUCCUUUUUUCAAUAUAGUAUCCUUUCUACCUUGGAUGAACUAAUUGAUGUGGAUAUGAGAGGAUGUCAAAAUUUAUUUUAAAAAAUGUGGCCCAUGAUUUUUACCUCACAUUAGUGUGAUCUGUGAUCUACAAGGAAUGAAUUUUUCUCAGAUAAAGAAAAGAAUAACAUGUCUAGGGAGAUUCAUCUUAGUGUCUCAAUAAAUAUAUUCUUAUUGAAUAAGGACUACUAUUAGUAUUCAGUAAGUUAAGCUAAGGAAUUGAUGUCAGUGGUUUUCUAUUUUUUUGUCUCUAACCUUCUUAUUAUUGAGAAAUCUGAUCCUUGCUUAGUUUUUUUUAACCAUUAUACACCAUGGCUACAUGUGAGGGUUAAUAUAGAUAUUACAAAGUAGUAAUAGGUACUUCUAUUACACAUUGAAGGUUUAUGUUGAAUUAGAAGCUAUUGGUGCAGCCUCUGCUGAAUCAAGGGUGCGAAGAAUCUUGGCUGUAAGUUACAUUAAUUGUAGUUUGCGAAAAUGGCACUCAACCAUUUUUAGUACAUGUCAAAACUUAGAGAUUGAAAGUAUUUCAAUAAAGCUGAGAUAGCUGAUUAUAGUUGUAAUGUAUAAUAUUUAAACCAGAUUCAUAUAGGAAGGAAAUCACACUGUCAUAAACAAACUCAAAGAUGAUCCAAUAGAGCACAAGUCUUUAUUAAAAAAGUGUUGAUGAUAUUACUAUUCUUCAUAAAUUGAUUGUGUCUUUUUCUAUAAGGGUCUGGGAUUUACGACUGAAAUGCAGCAGAGGCCUGUCAAUCAUUUCUCUGGAGGAUGGAGGAUGAGGGUGUCACUAGCAAGGUAGUGAAUGUAAAAAUGAUUCAGAUACUGUUGUAGCUGUAGUGAACAAUAAAUCACAAACAUAGACUGAGCUGAAUGGUAGUAGAUAUUUACUUGGCAAUUUGCUGUUUGGUAAAUAUGCACUACUUUCACUACUCUGAGGGGCUGUUGGAAGGUGAAAAAUACCAGCCUCUCAAUUCCAAUUAUAAAACAUUUUGUUUGUAGAGCUCUCUUUAUGGAACCAACUCUUCUCAUGCUGGAUGAACCUACAAACCAUUUGGACUUGAAUGCUGUUAUUUGGUUAGACAAGUAAGUAUGAUAGUUAAGCCAUGACCGAUACUGUUUCAAAUUUCAAGGUUAUAUUCUUGCUAGCUGUGUCAAUGGUAUUAAAGAUGUAAAGAAUAAAGUAUUCUUUUAAAAUAUUAAACAAAAACUCAUAUCUUUGUACAAGCAAGGGUUAUAUGGCAAAGUUUCAUUGAUGUAUGUUUGUUCUCUGUUGUGGUAAAUGAUCUUGUUCUCAGAUCAGUGUUUAUCUCUUUUGACCCUUGUUUUUAAAACUGGAUAAUUAUUUUCACAUGUUUCUUUUUAUAUCAGCUACCUACAGAACUGGAAGAAGACUCUGUUAGUUGUGUCUCACGAUCAGUACUUUCUGGACAGUGUUUGUACUGAUAUCAUUCAUUUAGGUAUGUUUCGACAAAGUAAUACACAUGUUGUUGAUAAACAUUUUCAUUUGCAACUUUAAAACUGUUUUCAUAUUCUUACAGAUCAACAAAAACUUUACUAUUACAGAGGAAACUAUGGUUAGUGAGUGAUCUAAUACUUUGUUUUCACUCUUCGAAGACAGGUAAAGUAUUGACUUUCAGAUCUCAUUUACUGUAAUCUUCUUUUCUUCAGACCAAUUCAAGAAGAUGUACGUACAAAAAGUUAAAGAACAGGAAAAAGCAUACAACAAACAGGUACUAUACACUUUGUUUUUACUGACUCCUGUCAUGCCCUUAAUAUGUGCUUUAAGGAUACAAAAUUAGCCUCAAGUUCGUGUCAAGAUUGACAUAAUGAUGGAAUGUUUUCUGUUUUCUGUAGCAAAAGCAAAUCAAGGAUCUGAAGGCUUCUGGUCAAUCUAGAAAGCAAGCAGUAAGACUUACUUUCCUUUUAUUUUAACUUUGAUGUCAAGUAUUGUAAAUGAAUGAGAUACACUGGACAGGCCUUAACUGGUUAAAACCCAUCAUUUACUGAACCACCAAGCCCCUGACUGUUUGACAAAUUUCAUCAGUUAAUUGAUUUACUGUAAUAACUCAUUUUGGAUGUUUAAGAGUUCUCACAAAACCUGCCUGGUUUAAUGACAAUAAACUAAUAGACAGUAAGGGUCUAUUAUUAAAGAAUAUUAUCGUGUUGGAAUAUGAAGUUGAGCAAUAUUCAGAACUUGGAGCCUUGUGUUAUUAUUGUCAGUAACGAGGAUGGAUAAAAGUUUGAUACCUAACUGUGCCAGUUGGAUUGAAUACUGAAAAAAAAGUGUGAAAUUAUAGGAGGAGAAAACAAAAGCAGCUCAAGGAAGAAAAAACAAGAAAGGGGGCAAGAAAGAUAUGGAAGAGGUAGGUGAUGAUCAACACUGCUUUGAAAUAGAUAAUGGAGGGAAGCUGUUUGUCUUGAUGAGAAUUAAUCACAUCAUUUCUGAAAAAGAAAAUCAAUUACAAGAACUUUGAUCCCUUAUUUUCUGAUUUAAGUAUUAACAUUCACUGAAAAUAGAGUUGAUUCAUUUUUGACAGGAUGAUAUUGAACAGAUGGAACUUAUCAAAAAACCUAAGGAGUAUGUGGUGAAAUUCUCUUUUCCUUCACCACCACCUCUCAAUCCACCUAUCCUGGGAUUAAAAUGUAAGUCAAAAUAAUGAAACAAUCACAGAACAUUACAUCAAUUUUAGUAUGCAUGUUACUCUCAGGAAAAAUACUGCUAACUUUGAUGCAUUUAAUUAAUGAACUUUGUACCCAUUGAUAGCCUUUUACAAAAGAGUUCCUACUGUAAUACUUGUAACUUCCAAAGCCUUUUUUUUUAUAGAUCUUGUGAUGUUUUCUUUGUUUUUUAUAAUGAAUGACAGCAUGAUAAUCCAAUAGAAGGGCAGGUUCAAGUGAUAAUCUAAACUAUUUUUUCCAACAACUUUACACUACUUUUUUCUUAUAAUGGCUUGAUACUAUGGUGAUGAUGUAAACAGCUGUGACAUUUGGAUAUUCCAAUCAACCAAAGUUGUUUAAUGAUCUGGAUUUUGGUAUUGACAUGAAGUCUAGAGGUAAGUGGAGGACAUUUUGAGAGUUUUCCAGUGGUAUAAGCAUAGAAUGUCUUGUACCAUACAGUGUUCAUAGAUGUUGUCAACAAUACCUUGAAUUCUAAUGUCUCUGAUUACAACAUAGUGCAAGAAUUCUUUAGGCUCACCAUUUGUUGCUACUUUUUGUCCUUUUUUCUGUUUUAGUUGCUAUCGUUGGAAAUAAUGGAGUUGGUAAAAGUACAUUCUUGAAGCUUUUGAUUGGUGAACUUGAACCGGUGGGGAUAUUUAUUUUUAAAAUCUACUUUACAGUGCUUUAAUGUACGUGUACUGGUACCUUAUACAGGUUAAUGACCAUUAAUAUACAAAAAGUUUGUGAAUUCUAUUUUGUCUCAGGCAAAAGGUGAUAUUGUACGGAACCACAGGCUUGUAAGUAAAAUCGCAGCUGUGUUUUUUGUUAAAGUGCAGAUAAAUAUGCAAAUGUAUUGGUGUGUAUUUAGUACUUGCAUUGCUUUUCUUGAUCAAAUUGAAAAUUGUUUUGGUUUUGUGAUUUGUAGCAUUAAUAUUCCAAAUUUUAAAGUCUAAUUUGCUUCCAAUUGAUAAUUAUCUGACAUCUACUUGUUGUUUUUAUAGCGCAUUGGAUCUUACAACCAGCAUUCUGCUGAUCAGGUGAUAUACAUUUAUAUGCUUUGAAUGUAAUUGUCUUUACAGGUGAUAACGAUGAUUAUGAUGAUGUUAUAAUAAUAAGAAAUAGUCUAUGAUCUGUUGUUGUUUAACUGAGGUUUUCUUUGUUUUCAUCACAGCUGAGUAUGGAUGACUCUCCAGUAGAAUAUCUCCAGGUAAUUAAUCAAAUUAAAGUUACACAAUUGUAAAUGUUAUAAACGUUAUUGCAUUUUAAAGUUAAAAGAGAAAUUGGCAUCUCCUUCGGUGCAUCGUUCGCCAGAUUUAGUUAAAGUUUUCCCCACUACUCUUUGCAGAGGAAAUAUGACCUUGAUUAUCAGACAGCAAGGAAACAUCUGGGAAGGUUUGGAUUAGUGAGUCAUGCACAUACCAUAAGAACCAAAGAUUUAUCAGGUAUGUUUUUUUUUUCUGUUUUCGUUUCACUAUCUCUGUUAUCGUAUAUUUGAACGUGGUUGAUGCUGAAGAGCUAAUAGUCAUGCUCGUUUCUCAGGUGGUCAGAAGUCACGUGUGGCUUUCGCAGACUUGGCACUUAGUAACCCGGAUGUAAUUGUACUGGUGAGUAUAUGCUAUGCGCAAACAACUUAAGAGUGCUGUCGAAAAAAUCUCAAUCGAUUUCUAUAGGGUGUAUCACAUUAAUGAAGACUCCAUUAUGUUUUAGGAUGAACCCACAAACAACUUGGACAUAGAAUCCAUCGAUGCUCUUGCCGAUGCUAUUAAUGAGUUUACCGGAGGUAAAGUGAAAUGAAAAAGUUAGGGUCGGUUAUUUACACGAGGUUCAACACAAACCAUGGUUUAACAGAAUCAGUGGGCCUCAGGCUUUCUCCAUAAGAGGGUUGAUUUUAUUAAAUAAAUGUCCUUCCACUGUUAGCUUUCGGCCCUCUCGACAUUGUUCACGAAAAUAUGUGGUCAGACUCUGAUAAAAGGUCUAGCCAAAUUGCGAAUUGUUGAAGACGCGGUUUUGUUAAUCAACGACUAAACUUAAUAUUUCUCGGCGAUCUUAAAGUUCCUUUGCUGAACUUAAUUUAGAACAGUGCAGUUGUUGGCAGGCUGAUUUACCUUAAAGUGCGUGGGUUAACUUGCGGACAAAAGUUGUUUAACCAUGAUCUGGGUUACUCUUGCAUUCUUCCAGGUGUUAUAUUGGUAAGUCACGAUGCUCGUCUGAUCCUGGAGACCUCUUGCCAACUCUGGGUGGUUGAAAAUCAGGAAAUUACUGAGGUCGAUGGCGAUUUUGAUGAUUACAGACAAGAAAUAUUAGAGAAACUUGGCGAGGAGGUGGUUGCCAAGUCUGCUUAAAUUAAUUAAACCCGAUUUAUUUAAG
Molecule: messenger RNA, 8577 nt
Organism: Pocillopora meandrina
Lineage: Eukaryota; Metazoa; Cnidaria; Anthozoa; Scleractinia; Pocilloporidae
Source: the annotation of a GenBank genome assembly